GCUAAAACGCAUCCUCCAUUUUGAAUCAUCAUGUAACGCCCACGACUCAUUUGAACACCACGUGAAAUAUUGCUCCGACUAUGCGCAAUCCGCUGUCAAUGCUGAAGACGUGGCGCAGAACCCAAAGCGGAACCCCCCCCACCCCUCAGGGUGAACAGCUCCGUCAACGCCUUCAAUCUGCACAAGUAUCUUCUCCACUCAAUACGGCAGCAUUCUUUGUUCCCAUUGGUGAGCUCAACGCGCUUAUCGAGCCUGGGACCGUGCAUGGCAUACUCCAAGAGUUAGACAAACAGUCCUCCGAGUCUCACGAAAGACUGACUGCGACCAUCGUUCAAACAGCACCCAGGUUUUUCGCCCUCCUGGUCUGGAUCGGCCAGGCCCACCGAGUCUUCUCUCUCGGAUCGCAUCAUCUCGAUGAUACGAGCCUACCAUUAAAUGAAAGAGCUAGCUUCGGCUGGGGCACAGAAUGCGAGGCCAGGAUUCUGCGCGACCAGUGGAUUUUCCUUGCGCCAGUUUUUCAGACUGAAGGUCAAUCCAUCAGCAUUCAUCUCUCUGUGCCUCUACCGUUCAUAUCUGCUAGUCCUGUAAGCAAGGAAUCAGACAAUCGAACCCUCCGUCAAGUUCAAAUCCAUCCUUCGCAUCUCGGAUUUUUCAAUGGCGAUGAUGUUGCUGCGACUCCCGUUCUAGCUCUCAAACUGUUCAAAACCAAAGCCAGUAUAAGAUUCCAGCAUGAAGUCCACAUCCUUCAGCUUCUCAACCAAGUUUCCAGCCGCAAUAUCGUAAAGCUUCUCGUGGCAUUUUCAAACCAGAACACCCGCGGUAUUAUAUUUCCAUGGGCUGAAUGCGAUCUCUCCGAGAUGAUGAUGCGGGCAAUACCGCCCAAUCAACGAUGUGAGCUUGGCCUCUGGACUCUUCAACAGUUCAUUGGCCUUUUGGAUGGACUUGCAGCUAUUCACCGCAUACCCGAAAGCAAUGGAUGUCGAUCACGCACUCAGUGCCGACACGGUGAUCUCCGGCCCGCUAACAUACUUGUCAUGAAAGGUUCAAAAGCCCCUUGCGGCCAUCCAGCUAGUAUCGCGAGUUGUAGACUUCAGAUCGCUAGUAUGGCCAUGGCGCAGUUAUUUCAAGACGAAAGCCAAUAUACUGUUCCGUCGGAAACCGGCACGUAUCAAGGACCAGAAUGCUACCUUCAAACCGCGAUUGGACCGUUGUACGAUAUCUGGUCGCUGGGUGGACUUUUUCUUGAGAUGAUUAUCUGGUGGCUUGAAGGGCCGAGCGGACUCGAAACUUUCGCCGACGAGCGAAUCGCACCAGACCCUCUACUCGGAAAGAGGGUCCAGGACGAUUAUUUCUUUACUCUCAAUACUGAAGACGAGCGGUAUGCUGGUGCUGAGGUUAGAUCUUCUGUUAUGUCGUUGAUAAAGAGGCUCGAGCAGGAUGACAGAUUGAGCCCUGCGUUUGUGAUCUUAUUGAGCGUCAUCAAGAGCGACAUGCUUGUACCCAUUGGCAGUCAGCGGUUGGGAGCGAGUGAGCUCUCAAAGAAGCUUAUGCACCUAUUGAAUAGCCAGGGAGGAGACACGGUGGAUGUCCAGUGCAGCAAGUGACUUUGUGUUCUUCUGCCACAUAUCGAAAGUGGUAAUCGAGUAUGAUAUCUUUCGCCUACAAUCUACUUCAGGAUACAUUCUGCGCCCCGUUCAUGGCCAAUGCUAUUCUUCUCCGCAAUGAUCCCGGUGGUCUAGCUGCCACACAAUAAUCGUUACCGGAUCGGUACCGACGCGCGCUGGCCCAGCCUAGACUGGGCAACAAUUCUAGAAGACGACCUUCUUAUCCCCAUACCCGGUCUAGACCCUCUGUCCUGCUCGGCAUAUUGACUUCUGCCCUCCGGGCUCACGAAUUUCUGCCGGUCAUGGCGCCGGAGCAGGAAUCGAUCCAGUCCCCGGUACGACACGUUAGUGCCGUCAGCCGCGUCUUUCUCCCAAAUCGUACCGAGGAACC
This is a messenger RNA of Aspergillus candidus, 1995 nucleotides long. RefSeq names its product kinase-like domain-containing protein. Gene Ontology annotation, biological process: peptidyl-threonine phosphorylation; peptidyl-serine phosphorylation. Bases 81 to 1604 code for a protein of 507 amino acids. Lineage: Eukaryota; Fungi; Ascomycota; Eurotiomycetes; Eurotiales; Aspergillaceae. The transcript is spliced from 2 exons. Gene Ontology annotation, molecular function: ATP binding; protein serine/threonine kinase activity. The record is from RefSeq and is a predicted model, not a curated record.